Phalaenopsis equestris is the source of this 732-nucleotide messenger RNA. RefSeq names its product probable 60S ribosomal protein L14. Gene Ontology annotation, molecular function: structural constituent of ribosome; RNA binding. The coding region runs from base 97 to 501 and encodes 134 amino acids. Gene Ontology annotation, biological process: translation; ribosomal large subunit biogenesis. Gene Ontology annotation, cellular component: ribosome; cytosolic large ribosomal subunit. The record is from RefSeq and is a predicted model, not a curated record. Lineage: Eukaryota; Viridiplantae; Streptophyta; Magnoliopsida; Asparagales; Orchidaceae. The transcript is spliced from 5 exons.
UUCCUGUGAAAACCUUACCGGCGACGUAAUACUCUGUUCGUAACCCUAGCUCUGUCCUUGGUAGGUGGUAGGUUCCAGCAGAUCGCAGCAGCAGCCAUGCCUUUCCAGCGGUACGUGGAGAUCGGGAGGGUAGCGCUCGUCAACUAUGGGAAGGAGUAUGGGAGGCUUGUUGUUAUCGUCGAUGUCAUCGAUCAGAAUCGAGCCUUAGUUGAUGCUCCUGACAUGGUACGAGGACAAAUGAACUUCAAGAGGCUGUCUCUGACUGAUAUCAAGAUUGACAUCCCCCGAAUUCCCAAGAAGAGCAAACUGAUCGAGGCCAUGGAAGCGGCUGAUGUGAAGAAUAGAUGGGAGAAGAGCUCUUGGGGGAGGAAGCUGAUUGUGCAAAAGAGGAGAGCUGAACUGAAUGAUUUCGAUAGAUUUAAGGUCAUGUUGGCUAAAAUUAAGAGAGGAGAUUCCAUCCGACGUGAGCUUUCAAAGCUAAAGAAGAGUGCUUCAAAGUGAGGUUUUUGAAGAAUCAAUGGCUGAUUCUGUUUCCAUUAUUGCAGCAUCAAGUUGAUCGUCAACCAAGCGUUAGAACAAAUGUAGUUUUGGUCGGUGUUAUGAACUCUGUGGAUUCUUAAAGUUUGAUGUUUUGAUUCUGUACCCGUUUGCUUAUUAUUUGAAUGAAUUUGAGAAUUGGAUUAUGAUUAUUAUUCCACAGUAAAAGUGAUUUGUGAGACUGGUUUUUGUCGA